AUGUCAUUCGCAUGGCUGGUGCUUCUGAGUAGCUGCUUCCUUUGGCAAAUGACAACGACCGACUUGGUUUACAGGAUGAACAAAAUCGAGUGCGUGGUCAAUAAAGCAAGAGUGACUAACGUUACAUGCAAAGUGAAGCCCAUUAAUUGGAAUUUGGCGUUGGUGAACAUGGAUUGCUUCUUAAUUGUGCCCGUUCUGAGCCCAGUUAUUCGAGUGCAAGUUUUUGUGAAGGACUAUAGUAACCAGUUCCAGCCAUUCCUAGUUGACGUGUCUUUUAACUUAUGUGAGGUGGUCGAAAGAAGGAACUUUGUACCCUAUGGCGUCAUUGUCUGGAAACUGUUUCAGCGUUUCACGAAUGCCAAUAACUCCGGCUCUUUUUCGGGCCAUCUACAUGCACGCAACGGAUAUCUGGACACCAGUCUUCUGCCUCCAUUUCCCCAUGGAGUCUACCAAGUGAGUUUAACGUUCACGGAUACCAAUUCUACAAACAGAGAAAAUAUAGCCAAUCUGAAGUUCUUCAUUGAAGCCAUGGAUCGAAGAAAGAGCAAGAAGCUUCCCAAAUCCUAG
Molecule: messenger RNA, 567 nt
Organism: Drosophila subpulchrella
Lineage: Eukaryota; Metazoa; Arthropoda; Insecta; Diptera; Drosophilidae
Exons: 4
Coding region: 1-567 (188 amino acids)
Source: RefSeq, a predicted model, not a curated record